Tribolium castaneum (red flour beetle) is the source of this 4097-nucleotide messenger RNA. Its product is annotated as facilitated trehalose transporter Tret1-2 homolog. NCBI's taxonomy places the organism in Eukaryota, Metazoa, Arthropoda, Insecta, Coleoptera, Tenebrionidae. Gene Ontology annotation, biological process: transmembrane transport. The record is from RefSeq and is a predicted model, not a curated record. The transcript is spliced from 2 exons. Gene Ontology annotation, cellular component: membrane. Gene Ontology annotation, molecular function: transmembrane transporter activity. The coding region runs from base 172 to 1569 and encodes 465 amino acids.
GCCGUCGCCGACCCCGCUCCAAAAGCUCGCCUUCGCAGUGCUGUGAAAUUUCCCAAAUCGCUGACAUGGUCAGCCACUUCCUGCUGCAGGCGGCGAGCUUCGCAAAAGCUUCAAUGAAAUAGAGCCUCAAGCUACUGAUGGUGCGCCAUGUAGCGCAAAGCACGUGCUGCGAUGACCCGAGAGCUUUACACCCACACGAUCGCGGGACCUGGAGGCCGCCUCCUCGUAACCGGCAAACCCGAAUACUUCAACCAAGUGCUCGCCUCGCUCGCCGUCUCCCUCGGCACUCUCACUGCCGGCCUGGGCAAGGGCUACAGCUCCCCGGCGAUCGCCUCUUUGCAGGAACGCGACGCCGACGCCUUCCCCGUCUCACGCCAGGAAGCCAGCUGGCUCGCCAGCCUCUCGAUCCUGGGCGCCUUCUUCGGCGCCCUCCUCGGCUGCGCCGCCGUCCGCUGGGGCCGCCGCCGCACCCUCCUCCUCACCGGCAUCCCGCUCUCCGUCUCCUGGCUCAUAAUCGCGUUCGCCGUGAGCGUGGAGGUCAUGUGCUUCGCCGCCUUCAUCAGCGGCUUCCUCAUCGCCAUCGUCCAGCUCGCCGCUCAAGUAUACGUAAGCGAGAUCGCCGCCCCCUCCAUCCGGGGCGGCCUCAGUGGCAUGCUCAAGGUGGCGGGGCACGCGGGGGUCCUGGUGGCCUACGCCGCCGGGGCCUUCCUGGACUGGCGGCAGCUCGCCUGGCUCAUCGCCGUGGCCCCGGCCAUGAUGUGCGUGGCCAUGUGGAAGGUGCCCGAAAGCCCGGGUUUCCUGGUGCUCCGGGGGCGCGACGACGAGGCCGAGAAGGCGCUGCGGUGGCUCAGGGGCGACAGCACUGAUCUCAGGUUCGAACUGGCGGUCUUACAAGCACAUGUCCUUACAAGGAGCGUUACGUCGAGUCACAGAGUCCUGCUCCGGACUCUGAUGACUCCGGGGCUAAUCGCUUGCGGUUUGAUGUUCUUCCAGCGAUUUUCCGGAGCUAACGCGUUCUAUUUUUACGUCGUAACGGUCUUUAAGGAGACUUUCGGAGGCACGAACCCCCACAGCGCUGCGGUGGCCGUUGCUGUUGUCCAAUUCUUGUCAUCUCUGUUGUCCGGGCUUUUGGUGGAUAGUGUCGGGCGUUUGCCCCUUCUUGUCGCGUCCAGUGUCUUGAUGUCGCUUGCUUUGGCCUCGUUCGGGUCCUUCGCUUACUACGAGGACGCGCAUCACAAGAACGUUCCAAACUUGGACUGGAUUCCCCUGCUUUGUGUGUUGGUAUUUACCGUUGCCUUCUCCCUGGGGAUCAGUCCGAUCUCGUGGCUGCUCGUUACCGAAUUGUUUUCGCUGGAACAUCGCGGUUUGGGCACCGCUCUAGCUACCGCUUUCAGCCACCUUUGCUCGUUCAUUGGAGUCAAAACGUUCGUCGAUUUUAAGGAGCUGCUGGGGCUGCACGGGGCGUUUUGGCUGUAUGCAGCGAUUUCGGUCUGCGGUUUGUGCUUUGUUGUGUGCUGCGUCCCGGAAACCAAAGGAAGGGAUCUCACGGAGAUUGAUACGGCGAGGUGAUCAAACGCCAAUGGGGGAAAACGCAAAAUUUCCAUUAGCGUAGUGGAGAGGUAUUGCUGAUUUUUGUUAUCAGAAUCUUUUGUGAUAACGAAACGUACAAUCGUGAUAUUUUCCCCCAAAAUCAGGUUUCUUUCAUAUCGAGAAAUUUGUGAAAUUCAAUUAAAGAAAACAAUCUUUGGCGCCGAGCUUCACUAUAUCAAAAAUUAUUACUAAUCUAGUUUUAAUCAAUUGUGGUCCAUUUUGACAAUACCACCAUAUUUGACAAUAUUUAUUAGACAAUAUUAUAAUGUUAGAGUGAUUGACUUAUAUCUUUAAAACACUUAGGUGCUAUUUAGAAGCUUUAGCAAAGAUAAUCAAUUAAUGUUUCAACCUGAUUAGGUUCUAGAUGAUGCAAUGUCCAUUGUCAUUCCCUUACAAAUCCACUUGGAUCCCGUUGCUUUAAUUACAAAGAUCAACAAUAAUUAAAUAAAUUAAUGGCAAACACUAAUUUACAUUGCUGCAGUAAAUGAGGAAGCCUUCAAUAAUACUGUUUGUCAUUAUAAUCUGAACAGCUGGAUUCACCGUGGUUUAAUAAGUUGGGCGCUGUUAUGUAAAAUGAAAUCACCCCAUCCUCCGCCUCUUAAACGUAAAUAAUAGUGUGUCAAAGCUUGAAGCAUCCAAUAGUUGUGUCAGUGUCUAAGUGUUGAUUCGCAAAAAAUUACAUUUUGCAUAACCGUGUCCAAAUAAGAUAAAGCUCAAUUUACAUUAGCCCAAUUCCUUGACAAUAUUUUACAAUGUAGUGUGUAAGAGUUUAUCAGUAAAAAUUUAUUAUCUACUCGCUGGAGUUGUUGAUGAAUUUUCCCAUUGUUGACUAUAAAGAAAAAAGCGUUAACAACUCGGCAACUAGGUCCACAAUGAUGUAACAUUUUAAAUUAUUAUGUGCGGGUAGAGACGUAUAAAUUUCCACGUUUCCAGUUUUAUCGUACAUUAGGUAGGAAUUGAUGCAUUAAGAUCAAACAAUGGGAAAAUUAUAACGUACAUUUUUACUGGUGAUUUAUAUACUAAAAAUACCUCUAUUAUAUUCUGCUCGUUGAAAAAAUCUAUUCAUAGCUGGUCUAUGACACUAUUGUGAUGUUCACAAAUGAACACAGUGUUUAUUGUAAAACAACUUAGAAUUUUUGUGAAUGCUUCGACAAUAAUUUUUAAAUGCUCUCUUUUUAUAAUAGUUUACUUUGUACUAGAGAAAUUUAUUACGAAAUAAAUAAAAAGUAACGAUACAUUAAACGAGUGUCUGUUCCAAGCGUAACCUUUUGCAAGUUUCUUGAUUUUUUUUUACAAGGCUCUUCACGAUGUUUACCAAAUUGCUUAUCUCAUUCUUAUCGCCUUUAAAUAUUUACUUACCUUCAUUUUUGAUUGACUGUUAAAUCUUUAAUUAAUACAGAACACCAAAUACUACUUUCCAAGUUACCAAGACUUUCCAAAGAUGCUGAAUGCGGAGGUAAAAACCACUUUAAUUUAAACAUGAAACAAAAGGUAGAGCACUGAUUUACAAUAUUAAAAAAUGUAAUUAUACAAAAAAUAAAUCUGGACUUUGCAUCAAAAACACAAUAAAGACCACUUAGAUACUUUUACCCUUAAUGCUGAACAAAAGAAUCUGUACAAGAUACGACUUUCUGAAAUGGUAAUUUCUUAAAAAAUUUGAAGUAUCAGCAACCAACAUUACAUAAACGCACAGUUGGAGACUAUUUCUAUCAUUUUAAAGACGAUUUCAACGAUUACAAACGAUUUUGAGUCCACUUUUAUUCAAUUUAAAUUCGCAUUUGAACCAUAGAAAAUAAAAGUAAAUACUUCCCAUUUCCCUUCGUUUAAAGCAGUAUUAUAGUUAAAUAAAUUAUCACUUUAUUACUUGAAAAGUGUAAAAAACACUAAACUCUUUUAUUUUUACAUAAAGAACAGAUUUCAAAUACCUAAUAACUUCAUAAUUUUGCGAAUUCAAUCGACACCGAAACAAAGUUUGUCGAAUAAAAGUUAUCUCAAGAUAUUUUCACAACUUUCACUACGACCAAGUUUUACUUCCUCACUUCUAGAUAGCAAUUUCUUGCUUGAUUAGGUAUUAUUUCUUGAACAAUUAUCGCCUUAUCUAAUCUUGAUGUGUUUCAAAUCCGUCUUGCUUUUGCGCGUAAUAAAAAAAGUUUUAUUUGUGCAACUUCCUUAAUUAAAUUUAGAAAAUCAAUUGCUUUCAAAACAAUGUAACUCAAAUCAAUUUUAUUAUUACGCAAGUAAAAUUGUAUUGCUUUCUACACCUACGAAUAAAGAAUAAUCAAUAAUAAGUAUAAACAAAACUGUAGGAAAAUUUUGUUAAAAAAUUAAAAAGAAAAAACUCUAAUCUGCGACCUAUUUAAUCAACAAAACAUGUUCUUGUGCUUCGUCAUUAUGUACAGGCACAAUCACAAAACAUUUAUUUACAUAAACUAAUUACCCGUGGAAAACCUUUGACCUAAUGAAAUGUGUUAUUUGUCCAGGUGUAAAAAUAGAGAUUUUUCACGAUG